AUGCUCAGUGUGCUGAUCGUGAGAUGUGCUGGAUUUUUGCGAAGUUAUAAGCGAGUCGGUGCAAGCACCAUUUACACUGAUCUUCUGCUCGAGCUGAAUGACCAUCAGUGCGAUCGCGUUCAUUUCACUCAUAUGUCUCCGAUCAAACAUGAGAGCAGUUUUGCGCUUCAGGCUUUGUGUAUCAUUCGACAAAUAAUGUACAAAAAUCGAUUGGCCAGUCUUCAUGCUUUUCACCGAAUGGACUAACCGAUAAGAACACUGUUGUGAAUUCACAACGGAUCUGAACUCAAGAUACUUCGUGAUACUUCGUCCACCUGAGAUUCGACUGCUAUCACACUUACUGCCUCACAAUGAAACCUGUGGCUUCUCGACGUUUUAUUGUAUGUUGUAAGUUCUUGCUCAUCUGAAUGUUUUUGAUUUCGUACUUUUAUGUUCUUUCACUCAUUUUUCUCAAAUUUCAACCUUUCUUGGCCUCCUUCAAAAAUUCUCAGCGACUUUAUAGUGAAUUGAACUUAGUGCUUAGUCGGAACGAUUUGAUAUGUCAUCCCACUGUUUAUGGGAAGUCCUUUCUUUCGUUAGGUCUUUCGUAAGCAUACUGUUUAAGUGGAUGCUUCCAUGAUUCUCAAUUAUUCUCAUCAUUUCCAAUGCAUUCUUCAGCCCACGCACUAUCAUUGGUUUUUGGUUAGUGAAAGUCUUUUUGAGAAAUAAAACAUGAU
Molecule: messenger RNA, 716 nt
Organism: Cylicocyclus nassatus
Lineage: Eukaryota; Metazoa; Nematoda; Chromadorea; Rhabditida; Strongylidae
Source: the annotation of a GenBank genome assembly